AUCUCAAAUCCGUGUUUAAGAGGGACUUGUUUUCACCAUGCACCAAAGUAUCAUUGUGUAUGCCCUGCUGGGUAUACAGGAAAGAAGUGUGAAAUUAGUAUCAGCGAGUGCCAAUCACAGCCUUGUCUAAAUGGUGGUGUAUGUGUGGAUAAUAUUGGUAAUUUUACGUGCAACUGCUCGAAUGGAUUUGUUGGAAAACUUUGCGAAAAUGAUGUAAAUGAAUGCAUCUCCCAGCCGUGUUUAAAUGGUGGAUUGUGUAAAGAUGGCAUAAACCAGUUCCUGUGUCAGUGUCGUGCAGGAUUUGAUGGUGACAGGUGUCAAAAUGGUAAUGAUCCCUGCAUGAGUAACCCUUGUGUAAGAGGAAUCUGUUUUUCCCAUGAGUACCAGUUCCUUUGUGAAUGUCCAAAGGGAUUUACGGGAGAGCUGUGUGAAACUAUAAUACAGCUCACCAUGAAUGGACCAAAGGAAACGUAUUUGAAAGUACCUGUCGGUAGUGAACUAACACUGAACUGCAGCAUGUCUGGGCAGCAUACACUGUAUUGGUCAAAAUUAAAUGGUUGUGACCUCAACAGUAAAUAUAUCAAAGCUUCAGUAUACCGCCAACCGCAUGCUUCAAUAGGCGACUCUGGAACAUAUAUCUGUGCUGGUUCAAACGGUUCAGGUCCUAACAUUACCAGAUAUUUCAAUGUGGAUAUUACAGCUUUACACAAAGAAGAAGUGUGUGAUUUCGAUGAUGGAACAUUGUGUGACUGGGAACAACAGAAGAAUGACAACUUUGACUGGACUUUCCAAAAUGGUCCGACACAAUCUGUUGGUACAGGACCUGAUGUCGAUCAUACGCUAGGAACAGUACAGGGAAUAUACAUAUAUGUAGAAUCGUCAUCACCAAGAAAAUUUGGGGAACAGGCCAGUAUUUUAUCACAUGUCCUACCGGCGAAUAGGACGAUGUGUUUCGAGUUUUGGUAUUAUAUGUUUGGCGACGGAUCUGGAACAUUAUUCGUAUUUUUACAGGACACGUGUACGAAAAUGGAAACACGGGUGUUUAAAGAGGCAGGGGACAAGGGGGCACAAUGGAAACUAGCUUCUGUUACAAUAGCCAGUGAUUCUGUUCCAAAUGACUACAGAAUUGUCCUCAUGGCAGACGUCGGAACGACAUAUCAUGGAGAUACGGCAUUGGAUGACUUAAUCAUACGUGAUGGACAAUGCCAAGGAAGCCAUGGAGCACCUAUAGUCGGUUAGAGACGACUAGAACGAAUAUUUUACUCCAUGUUAUUAAUCAGAAAGUGAUAAUAGUACAGUUGUUACAAACAUUUUGAGGUCUUUAUUUCUAUGAUAUUUGUAUAUAUUUAUUGCAGUCCACUUAAAUGCACCUAGAAACACAAACAGUAUAAUUUGUUACUUUUCUGCGAGUUAUAAAAUAUAUGUUCCAAUUUGAAUGCAGUAGAGAGCAGAAAUAGGACAACUUUGUAGUGUCUAUAGUGCCGUAAACGGUGUCACUUGAUUUCUUGACAUACACGACUUCUUGUAAUAAAAGAAGCAAUAUCAUUUCUUGUCAUAAAAGAUGAAUCUUUAUUUCUUGUCGUAAAGACAUAACAUUUUUUUUUCAUAAAAGAUGUAACAUGAUUUCCUGUCAUAAAAGACGUAAUAUGAUAUCUUAUCAAAAAAAGGUGCAGAUAUCUGUCUGUGGAUUUGUUUUUUCUUGCCUGAUUUAAUUGACCAAAAAUGUUUCAAAGAAAAAUCUAUGUAUUUGAUAAUAAAGAGUUUGCAAGAUAUGUUGAUUGGUUUUUAUUUUGGAUAGAGCGCUCUAUAGCAAAUGUCGGGGUCACCUACCAAGAUAGCUCAAAAUGGAGAGCGCAGACCUACUGAUCGCAAGUUAGACCACUUGACAAGGCAUAUAUUCUCCGUGACGUAAGUGAUCCAUGUAAAGAAAUUGGCAUUAAAAGCGGAGAAUAUGUUAGUACUGAUUGACAUACAUUUUACGGCAUUUGAUAGACUGCCUUUAUCUCAUCUGAAUUAAGGGCGGAAAAUAAAUUAUUGUAGGUGAAUGAUCAGGCAUCCAUAAACUUUCUCUGACAUUCAUCGACUGACAUCCACAUUUCAAACGAUUAAUCCUCGUAAACUGUUUGAUGCUUAUAAAAGCAUCUUUAGAUAGGUAUGAAUCCUGUUUUUUUUAUUGGGAGGAUCCAUAUUAAGCUCUUUUUCAUGACUUACAAUGACCAAUGCAAAGUGACUAUGUUGGCAAAUGAGGCUGUUUGUUAAUGCAUAGUAGAUUAUACCAUAACGGAUGAAAGGAUACAAUGUUUUUACUCUGUGUCUUGAACAAUACUGUGUGAUAUGCUUCAGCGUUCACAAUGCUUACAGCAUUAUAGGUGUGUAUUUAACUAUUAUAUUCGGAAGUGUAAAAAUAUAUCAAUAUGUCUAAUAAAUAUAAAUACUUUUCUUGAUUUUAUAGAAAGAGCUGUAUACAAUCGUAUAACUAGUAGAUACUGCAUAUUAACAUAUGUAGUUUUCAUGCGCAAUCAAUUCAGGUCUUUCAGGAAGAGAAGGAUUUCUAAUGCCCCUAUUUUCAACCUGUUUUUAUUCUUUUCGUAAUGUAUGUUACAUAUAUCGUCUUGUUUGUUGUUGAUAUUUCUCCUCU
This is a messenger RNA of Mercenaria mercenaria, 2638 nucleotides long. RefSeq names its product MAM domain-containing glycosylphosphatidylinositol anchor protein 1-like. The transcript has 11 exons. Gene Ontology annotation, cellular component: membrane. The record is from RefSeq and is a predicted model, not a curated record. Lineage: Eukaryota; Metazoa; Mollusca; Bivalvia; Venerida; Veneridae. Bases 340 to 1239 code for a protein of 299 amino acids.